AAAUUCUAUCGAUAAUUUAUCAAGAUUUCUCAAAGAUCAUCAAGCCUUUAAACAACUGAUUGAAUAAAGAUAAGUCAUUUAUUUUUGAUAAUGCAUGUUUGCUUGCUUGAAGGUUUAAAAAGAUAAAAAAUAUAAGACUAAAAAGCACUUAAACAAAAACAAAAGAACAAUUUGGGUCAAACGGUGCACAUAGUAUGCACGGGUGUAACUAGCAAAAGUCUGUAAAUUUCACAUUAGAGAUUGCCGGUACCGGUGCGGAAAAGGCCACACAACAAUCGGCAACUUUGUUGAUUUUCGAAAAUGGUUUCUCUCCCUGACGAACUUUGGAGCAGAAUUCUCGAAAUCGGUAUCGGAAACAGCACUUUGACCUACAAGGACCUCUGCUGCGUCUCCAUCACAUCCCGUCUCCUUCGACGCCUCUCCUCCGAACACUCUCUUUGGAACCGCCUUCUCUCCUCCGACUUCCCUCUUUCACCUUCUUAUUUUCCUUCUUCUUCAUCGUCUUCUUCCAAAUCCCUUUAUAAACUCAGGUUUGAGAUAGACAAGGAGAGGAAAAUAGCAGCUCAUAAGAGGGCUAUACUGAGAAAAGAAAGCCAGAUUUCCGAACAUUCUAGAAGGCUCCAUGAUAUUCAGAAACUCGUGUCUCAAGAAAAAAUCAAAGCUAUUCAAACUUCUCAUGAGUUCUCACAUUUGCUUAGGGUCAGAGAAGCUUCUGUAGCUUUGAAUGUAUGGCAACCCGAGGUUGUCCGGGGUCGGCAAAAGCAGAUGGUGGAACAAUGUGGUGUGCCCGCCGAAUCUCGGAUCCGUACGCUGGAGAUGGAACUUAAGCUUUGUAAGCAGCAGAUUAUGGGGUUGGAGAAGUCUCAUAGAGACGAAAAACGCAGGCUUGAUGCUGCAAAAAAAGAGUUGGAAUCUAUGAAGUAUCAUCCUCUCCAGGAGAAGAAGCGCGUGAGUGGAGGGGAGAAUGAACGGAUCGUCAAGCAAAAGAAGUUGAAAAACUGCAAUAGCUUGCGUGAAAAACAAUACAAAACACAAUGAGUCGAUGUACAUUUUGCAACAUGAUGCCAAGAAGAAUGCUAUAUUGCUCUAAAUUUAAGAAUUUGAUGUCAUUGAUGCAACACUGUAUUCUAUGCUCUGCUGCUACUUAUAUGAUGAACACUAGUAAAUAUCAUAUUGUACAAACUCUGCUGCUACUUGUAUGUACGUUUGUGCUGUUUAUUGAGAACCUUAAUUUUUAUGCUUUA
Lathyrus oleraceus (garden pea) is the source of this 1244-nucleotide messenger RNA. Its product is annotated as F-box protein SKIP24. The transcript is spliced from 5 exons. The coding region runs from base 301 to 1038 and encodes 245 amino acids. The record is from RefSeq and is a predicted model, not a curated record. Gene Ontology annotation, molecular function: protein binding. Lineage: Eukaryota; Viridiplantae; Streptophyta; Magnoliopsida; Fabales; Fabaceae.